This is a messenger RNA of Cataglyphis hispanica, 8614 nucleotides long. It is a transcript of the gene sli, whose product is annotated as protein slit. The transcript has 30 exons. Bases 1051 to 5577 code for a protein of 1508 amino acids. Gene Ontology annotation, biological process: axon guidance. NCBI's taxonomy places the organism in Eukaryota, Metazoa, Arthropoda, Insecta, Hymenoptera, Formicidae. Gene Ontology annotation, molecular function: calcium ion binding; Roundabout binding; heparin binding. The record is from RefSeq and is a predicted model, not a curated record.
AAAAUCGUUUCGCGGCACGAGCCACGUACCCACUCGGGUACGGUAGAUCCUUGGCCGAAAACCAGCAUCAAGAUAAAGUCAGUGGGAGCUGUACCGCAGGAUGCGCGAGAACAGGUGGUGCUGUUAGUGGUGGAUAACAAUUCGUUGAAGGAACCAGCGAGCGGCGAAAAAGGGGGCCACGAAAACGGCCCCCGAAAGGGCCCGCUGGAUGGUCUAGCCUACGAGCAACCAUCGAGGAGACCUAGCCGGCAAGAGGGCGAGAAUAUUCAAACGACCGAGACGCAGAAUUUCAAUACCGUCUUGGAUUCAGAUCUCGCCGCGGUGGACACCGAGCUGGGAUCGAUCGACGAAUGUAUAGAACUCGAUGAAAGGAUCGGAAGCAAGAAGACAAAACGACCGCAAAGCCCUAUAGUGUCGACGAUCGACAACGACAUACACGGCAAACGUUAUCCAGAGGAACUCAACGGCGCAGCCUUGGAGCUACAAUCGACCGGUAAUAAUUCCGACGCGCGUUUGAAGCGUUCGAGGAAGACGUUGGACGACGACAACGACAACGGCAACGAAGACGAGCAACCGGCGAGGAGAAUCUGCGCGGCGCAUCGCCACAGAGUGUCCUGUCACAUAACACGGACCCACGCGGAACCACCCUGCCGAAGAGACGCAAGUCGAAGCAGACCUUGUCGCGUUCAUGAUCGCCGAAGAAACUGCUCGAGAGGAAAAUCGACGGGGAGACCAGAACACCGACAUCUGAGGUACCACGAUCCGGAGAACGCCAUCAUUCGAUUAGAACAGGAUCCGAUACUUCGUCCGGUGCGUAUUCUCGGUUGUCCUCCCACGGAGGAUCAGGAGAUAGCCUCCUUCCUGGAGCCAGCUGGGCCCAGUUACGUUUACCCGGGCAUCAACGUGGGUCAGUUUGCCGGCGGUGAGCCGCCCUGCUUCGCUCAGCACAAUCCGGACAAUAUUCUGCCGAAGAGCCGCGUCGGCAGCAUCGCCAGACUUCUCGACGGGCCAAAUCGCGCCGUGAAGGACAUCAAUCGCAAGGUCCUGGCGAUGGCGCGAGCCAUGACGCCCGCCUGGUCUCUACGUCUGCUUGGCGUCAGCUGCGGCUCCGUAGUCUGCGCCUGGGGACUUUUGCUGAUAUUAUCCGUGCUCGGUGGCGGCGCCUCGCAUGGCACCGGGAUCGGUGGUUUCGGCCUCGGUAGUAUGACGGGUACAAUGGACGAUUUGAACGGAAUCAGGUGUCCUUGGGCAUGUACGUGCGGCGGACAAGAAGUCGAUUGCUCUCAUCGCGGCCUGACGCAGAUACCUGGGGACCUGGCGAGCUUGCUCAUCGCGGAAAAACUAGACCUUCAAGGAAAUAAUAUCUCGGUGAUAUUCAAAACAGACUUUGAGGAUAUGGCAACGCUUCACGUUUUGUUGCUAUCUAACAAUCAAAUUCACACCAUCGAGAGAGGGGCUUUUCAAGAUUUGGUGGCAGUGGAGAAGCUACGUCUAAAUAACAAUCAAAUACGUCACUUGCCCGAUCUUCUCUUUAGCAAUAUGAUGAACUUAAAACGCCUAGACCUCAGUCACAAUCAGAUUGCCACUAUAGGACCAAAGACGCUCAGAGGAGUGUCCGCUCUUAGACAUUUAUUACUUGACAACAACGUAUUGACCUGCGUAGACGAAGCUUCGAUACGAGAAUUGAAAGAUUUAGAAAUAUUAAUGUUAAACAACAAUAAACUCGUAACGCUCGGCAAGGAGAUGCUGAACGGUUUGUCGCAUUUGCGAACUUUGAAGCUUGCGGACAACGCUCUCGCUUGCGAUUGCCAUUUAGCAUGGUUAUCGCGUCAUUUGAGGAGUUAUCCUCGCCUAGGGCAACACACACGAUGUGCAUCUCCGGCUCAUCUCAAGGAUCGCAAUCUCGCCGAUCUACAGGAGCACGAGUUCAAGUGUUCAGGCCUGGUUGAGCGAACGGGAUCGGAAUGCAGCGCUGAACCUCAGUGCCCGCAUCCUUGUAAAUGCGCUGAUGGGAUCGUCGAUUGCAGGGAGAACUCCUUGACGAAAGUACCAACCCACCUUCCCGAGGAUACCACUGAGUUGCGAUUGGAACAGAAUGGCAUUACGGAAAUUCCACCAAAGGCCUUCUCACCGUAUAGAAAAUUGCGAAGAAUUGACCUGAGUAACAACCAGAUAAAAAAAGUAGCGGCGGACGCUUUUCACGGUUUGAAGUCACUCGAAUCUCUAGUUUUGUAUGGCAACAAAAUCACGGAGCUGCCGGCUGGUCUUUUCCAAGGCUUGACAAAUUUACAAUUGUUGUUGCUGAAUGCCAAUGAGAUAUCAUGCAUACGAACAGACCUGUUCAAAGACUUAACCAGUCUCACCUUGUUGUCUCUAUACGACAACAACAUACGUUCAUUAGCUAAUGGGACUUUUGCAAACCUACGAAGCAUAAAAACAUUACACUUAGCGAGGAAUCCAUUCAUCUGCGAUUGCAAUCUACGAUGGCUGAGCGCGUAUCUUCACGCGCACCCUAUAGAGACAUCCGGUGCUAAAUGCGAAACGCCAAAAAGAGCGCAGAAACGGAAGAUCGAUUCGAUGCGGGACGACAAGUUCAAAUGUAAGGGUGACGAGGAGCUGUUAACAAAAAGGGCCGGCGAGUGUAUUCUGCCUGGUGCCUGUCCCGCGUCCUGUACGUGCAAUGGUGCGACGGUUGAUUGCUCCAACAAGAGAUUAACUGCGAUACCGAAGGAUCUUCCGCUUUAUACAUCGACUCUACUGUUGAGCAACAAUGAACUGGACAAGAUCAAAGCGGAUGGUCUCUUCGAGAAGCUGCCGGAGUUGCAGCAUCUGGACCUCAGAAAGAAUAAAAUCUCUCGCAUCGAGGCGUCCGCCUUUCAAGGGGCUCACAACCUCACCGACCUGCUUCUGUCCGAGAAUAGGCUGCGAGAAGUACACAACAAGAUGUUCUCUGGUCUAUCGAGCCUUAAAACGCUGAAUCUCCAUGGUAAUUCCAUCACGUGUGUUAUGCCGGGAUCGUUUGAAGGAAUGCCACAUAUACGCGCUAUCAACAUGCAAAGUAAUCCGCUAUCAUGCAACUGCUAUCUCGCAUGGUUUGCCGGAUGGCUGAGGAAACGAGAUAUAACUGGAAUCACUGGCCGGUGUCAUGAUCCGCCCCGAUUAAAGGAUGCCAUCAUUAAAGACAUUCCGCACCAUGAGUUUAAGUGCAACAACGACAGCGUGGGUUGCCUAGGCGACGAUUACUGCCCGCCUCAAUGUAAUUGCGCGGGCUCGGUGGUGAGAUGUUCGAGGUCUCAGCUUACAGAGAUUCCGCGCGGGAUUCCACCGGAAACCACCGAGCUGUAUUUGGACGUGAAUGACAUCAAGACGAUCCAGCCGGAGAGGCUGAACCACCUGAGGAUUCUCACCAGACUGGAUCUGAGCAACAACCAGAUCGGAAUGCUGUCCAACGAUACCUUCAGGAAUCUCACGAAGCUGUCGCACCUGAUCAUCAGUUACAAUAAACUGCAGUGCGUGCAGCGAAAUGCCCUCGCGGGAUUGAAAAACCUGCGAAUAAUUUCACUGCACGGCAACGAUAUAUCGAUUAUCCCAGAGGGAGCUUUCGAAGACCUCAAGUCUAUAACGCAUCUCGCCCUAGGGUCCAACCCGCUUUACUGCGACUGCAGCAUGCGAUGGUUGGCCGAAUGGGUGAAGAAAGAUUACGUGGAGCCUGGUAUAGCCAGGUGCAUGGAGCCUCCUGCAAUGAGAGACAAAUUGCUUUUGACGACACCGGCUAGUGCCUUCCAAUGCAAAACCAAGCAACAGCCAGCCGAAGUCUUGGCCAAGUGCGACUUGUGUUACACCUCGCCAUGCGAAAACGGAGGAUUUUGCGAGGCGCUUCCGGACCGGCAGUUCCGUUGCAAGUGCACGCCAGGAUAUCACGGGGACCGGUGUCAGCAUAAAAUUGACGCGUGCUAUGGAAAUCCUUGCAGGAACUCCGGAACUUGCAAAGUAUUGGAGGAAGGAAGAUUCAGUUGCGACUGCGCCCCCGGGUACAAGGGACUUCGAUGCGAGAGCAACGUCGACGACUGUGCCAACAACAGGUGCGCUAAUAACGCGACCUGCAUCGACCUCGUACAGGCCUAUCGAUGCGACUGCGCCCCAGGAUUCAUGGGAGAAUACUGCGAGGAGAAGAUACCCUUUUGCACAAAGGGGCACGACCCCUGUGAGAACGGAGGCCGAUGCGUCGAUCACAAGACCCACUACAGCUGCGAAUGCCCGAUCGGCUUCGCCGGUCUCAAUUGUUCCACAAACCUGGAUGACUGUGUCGAUCAUAUGUGCCAGAACGGUGCUACUUGCAUUGACGGCAUAAAUAAUUAUGAAUGUAAGUGCGCGGCGGAGUAUACAGGGAGAUACUGCGAGGCUGCACCCUCGACAGCCAUGCUGUAUCCACAGACCAGUCCGUGUGCCCACCACGACUGUCAGCACGGUGCCUGCUUCCAGCCAGCUCCUGCCUCCGCCGCGGACUAUCUUUGCCAGUGCCACCCCGGCUAUACCGGAAAACGAUGCGAGUACCUGACGAGUCUGAGCUUCGUGGACAAUAGCUCGCUGGUCGAGCUGGAACCGCUACGCACGAGGCCUGAGGCGAACGUGACCAUCAUAUUCACGACCACGCAGGAAAACGGGGUUCUUCUCUAUGACGGGCAAAGUGACGGGCAUAUCGCCGUCGAGCUCUUUAAUGGGCGGGUCAGGGUUUCGUACGACGUGGGUAAUUAUCCUACCUCGACGAUGUACAGUUACGAGAUGGUGGCCGAUGGCAAGCCUCACAUGGCGGAGCUGCUGGCGAUCAAGAAAAAUUUCACAAUGAGCGUCGAUCGGGGCCCCGCCAGGAGCAUCAUCAACAACGGUCCAAAAGAGUAUCUCAAGCUUGUCACGCCGAUGUUCAUCGGUGGCGUAGCGCCGGAAGUUGCUAAAGCCGCAUUUACCGAGUUUCACCUAAGGAACACUACGAGCUUCCAAGGCUGCAUCUCCGAGAUGUGGAUCAAUCAUAAGUUGGUAGACUUCAGCAAUGCCGCAAAGAUGCAUCGCGUUACUCCCGGAUGUGCUGCUAGCGAGGAGGAGGCCGACGAGGCGAGAGAUAUUGUUGCAGCCGAGGAAAUUAACAAUAGCGGUAGUAAUGAGGAAUCCAUGCCGCAAGAACAUAUACCUCGCGAACAUUCUGAUGUCAUCAUGCCGAUAACUGGAUUGGUGCCUUCACACGCAUGUAUCGGACACGAGUGCAGAAAAGGAUCUCAAUGCAUACCAUUGCCGUUCGGCAACGGUUAUGCUUGCCGAUGUCAAACUGGGUGGCAAGGACGAUACUGCGAGAAAGCACCAACCUGUCGCAAGGAGCAUACAAGGGAGUACUAUAGCGAGAAUGGAUGUCGGAGUCGACGACCCGUGAAACUUGCUAAAUGUUGGGGAAGUUGCGGCAAUUCCUGCUGUUUACCGCGGAAGACUAAACGGCGCAAGGUGCGAUUAAUUUGCACGGACGGCAUGCGAUACACCAAGGACGUUGACCUGGUGCGUAAGUGCACGUGCACCCGCAAAUGUUACUAGCCAGUCGACGCAUCGCGGCCCGAGUCUCGUCGACGCGCGUCGAGACGUGAAACGAGACCGAGAAGAAACCCCCGGAUCCGUAGCAACACUUCCGCUUCUCGUGCUUUCAUGCGGAGAUGACGAAGGGAGCAGCGGCAGCGGGAUGACGAGGACCGAGAAGCUACCACACGUGCCCUCGACAUCCCUACGCGACGUCCCUCCGCGAAACGCAAGGGAGUGCGUGACGAAGUGCAGGCCAAAACGAGAUGGACACACACAUAGCCGGCUCAGUGUGAUAUGUAUUAUUAAAGAGAAAAAAAAAAGAGAGAAAAAGGAAGAGAUGAGAGAAAGUGAGAAAGAGAGAGAGAAAGAAAGAAGAAGCAAGAUUAUAUUGUACGUAUAUAUAUAGCUACGGACUCUAUCGAUAUCUCGAAGCAGUUAUAAACAUAUACUAGGUAUUAUUCGUAUAUAAUGACCCGAUAUAGUUAAUAUAAAGCGAACGAAGGGGGUGACGCAAGCGCGCGCGCGCGGACAAUUGUCCGCACAUUUGCGAUCGCGGACCGCGCACGCGGGCGCUUGCGUAUUCGUAACAUCGCGCACGAGUGCGUGCGAUUACGUCGUUGAUUUAGCGCAGAAUGGACCUAACUGGUAAUAGGGGAUUCGCGGCGGCGUGUAAACAGGCUUCCGUAAUCUUCUUAUAGGAUCUAUACGCACUGCAUUUUGUUUAAUACAUUUCCCCCAAAGGCGAUUAUAAUCUUCUUUAAAGUUCAUAUAAUAUAUUAAUGUAAUCGGGCCGUUUCUUUUAAAAGUCAUCAUUUAAGAAACGUAUUAAUUAUCCCUUAUCAUAAUAAAAUAAAACAAAUUAUUUGCAAAAUAUCUUAAAAAAGAAUUUUCCAAACAAUAUUUGAUAUCUUUAUUUAAAUUAUUCGUGAAAAACACACUAACUAAAUUAAUAUCUGUUGCAUAACCACCACUCUGUAUUUUGAAAAAAAAUUAUAUUCUUAAAAAAUUAAAUUUAAGUUUUUAUAUAAAACUGUUGCAUUCAAUGAAAAUUAUUGAUAAUCGUAAUUCAUUGGAUAAGUUUUGUAUAUCGCGAAGCCUAUAUCCCAUGUUAGGUCUAUCUUUCUUUCAGCGAAUUUUUACACUAAACGCGAAUCUUUGAUCGCAUAGCUAUUUCUACCCACUGAACAAUGGUCUUUGAAUUUUUGCAAAAAAAGAUCUACUAAAAUAGCGAAAGAAAGAGAGAGAGAGAGAGAGAGAGAGAGAGAGAGAGAGAGAAAAAGAAAUGUUUGUGAGAAUGAUGUGAAUGAUUCCAAUACUCUGUUGCUGCAGACUGUUUGGUCUGGCGAUUGAAACAUUUCGCUUGUACAAUACACACGCGAGUAACAUCGUCAUAAUAGCCAAUAAACGAAUCGGAGGCAUUUAAAAAUGACACGAAAAGGCGGCGCGUUUCUUGCCUUUUUCAUAAAUUUAGUUAUAGUGCUGCUAAUUUAGCGUUCCAGCUAUCACUUUAACUGCACAAUCUUUAGCUAGCAUAUUAGACCGUUUGUAAAUGAUACGAUAAUCAGAAAAGCAGUUGUACCAUUAAAAAGCCAUGUAGAGUCACAAGUGUGUGAAUAUUAAAUCACUGAUAAGUGUCUAAAUGUAAAAUAUAUUUUAAGCGUGACAGAGACAUUUAAUUGAAAGUCACGCCGUCAACAUCUUCUUACCUCACCUCACCGACAGCAGCAGUGGGAAUGUAGCUUAAUUUUUGAAAAAGCCAAGAAAUCGUGCCCCGACGAAAUCGCCGAGACGGACUGCAUCGCGAAUUUCGAAGGGCGCGCUUCGAAUUUUUCACUUUACGGCCUAAUAUUACGUUUCGAGAUGCGAGAUGCAGCCUGUAAGUUGCAUGGAGCAACGGAAGAGUCGCACGCGAGCGUUUCGGAUCGAUGAUAGGAAAACGAAUUAUGGAGAAUUUAUGGAGCAAUUUGCGUAUAAACAUUUGGUCAGCCGAUCGCGAGACGAAUGUAAUUAUAUAGUAUCGGUAAAUCAUCGGUAAUUCGAAACGGCGUUCGCCGAUACAAAGCCGCGUAAUUAUUUUUGUAUAAGCGGAUUAUUUAUAUCUAAGCUAAUUUGCUAUUAGUUUAAUCAAGGAGCGUAAUUCGUUCGUAAGCCCCUAUUAAUGUAUGUCGUAUCACGUACCUAUGCUAUAUCUAUUUAUAUCUGUCCCAAUCCCCAGCCUCUCCCAUCCCGGAAAAUUGCGUCGCAUCUUCCACUGCCAGUAUUUAUAUGUAUUUAUUCCGUUUCUUUUUUUUUUUUUUCUAUUUGAUAACAUUUGUGUGUUAAACUAUUUUUUAAACAUAUACCUAGCGAAUAUCUCUCGACGUAUUUCGCUAUCAUUCUUCACGAUUUUGACGCGAUCUUAUCACCUAGCGUGCGCCUCGCGAGAAAGUACCAAUUAUAGAAUUUAUAUAGACAUAGCUUUUGGCCGUUAAACGUUCAACGGUCAUACGAUUGUAGUGUAUCUUUUUCGGAUUUCACUGCCAUUAUACGACUGCCGUGCUUAACAACUGUCAAUGCCAAGUAUUUAUCUGGCCAUAUAUGAGAAAAUGAGAUAAAAAAGUUAUGUAUUGUCUUAAAGACACACAGGAGACAUUUGACAUAUUUUUUUACAUUUUUUUACUUAAUUUCACACUGUAUUAUAGGUAUAUUUAUUUUGAUGCAAAACGAAAGUACACGAAUAAUAAAAGAUUUAUAAGUUGUAUAAACAUGAACGAUAGCAUCCAUCUGUUGAUAGAUAGACAGGACUGUCUUUGCCUUUUCUUUUUUAUAUAACGUAAUGAAAAGGUAGAUGUAUCAUGAUCGUACGAUAUAUUAGAAAAUAUAAUUUGAUAGUGUUAGUAAUCGCAUAAGUUCUCUGUAUCGUUAUGUUUACGAACUACUCGGUUGUCAGUAUUCAGUUAAUACUAAUUCACACAUUUCUAUGAAACAUUUGAAACUGGCGUAUGUCGGACAGAUUUUUGUAACACGAUUCUGUACAUUUGGUCCAACGAAAUAUAAAUAAACAUAUGCAAGCAAG